This is a messenger RNA of Daktulosphaira vitifoliae (grape phylloxera), 402 nucleotides long. RefSeq lists its product as uncharacterized. The transcript has a single exon. The annotation marks the transcript as partial. The record is from RefSeq and is a predicted model, not a curated record. Lineage: Eukaryota; Metazoa; Arthropoda; Insecta; Hemiptera; Phylloxeridae.
UUAAGAUUAGAAAAAAAAUUUAAGAAGAACCCAACAGUUCAAAUACAAGACCCGCAAACCCAUAAUGAUUUUUCAUUUAAUUUGGACGCUUGUAUUGUUCAAGCAACAAAGGCAGACAGAGAAGCAGCAAAGAGCCCCCCUGGUGUAGUAGAACGUGCAUGGAUAAUGAGUAGACCUCCAACUAUUGGUCGAGGUGUAGAACCGACAGUAACUGCACGACGAGCGUAUGUAAUGCAAACACAUGUCCAGGGUCAGAUGAUUGAUACAGGUGAGUUGGUGUGCAAAAAAGUAUGCAACAUUGGAGGUGCUACUGGACAAAAUAAAGAUCAAGUUAAUCUUAGUAAUGUCAAAAAUCCCAAUCGUCAAUCUGCUGCCUGUGGUGGUGGAUCUACAUGUGAUUGA